This is a messenger RNA of Rotaria sp. Silwood1, 2463 nucleotides long. The record is from the annotation of a GenBank genome assembly. NCBI's taxonomy places the organism in Eukaryota, Metazoa, Rotifera, Eurotatoria, Philodinida, Philodinidae.
AUGGCCGCUUCUGCUGUACUCACGGAUGAUCUUCUUACAAAUAUCGAUAGUCAACAGCUUGAAAUUUUCUGUAUUAUCUGGCUAGAUGACAAUGCACAAGUCGGUAAUAAUCGAGAAACAGAACAAGGUCUGCGUUCGAUUAUUAAUCGUCUCAGGAGAUUUAAAGAUGUAGACCGAUGUGAAAAAUAUAUUAAUGAACAAAUGCCAGAAGACCGACUAAUACUUAUUGUUAGCGGUCAAUUAGGACGAAAGAUUGUUCCUACGAUUCACACAGUUCGACAAGUUAUAUCAAUUUAUGUGUACUGCAUGGAUGAGGCAAGUAACAGAGAAUGGUCUAAGAAAUAUCCAAAGGUAACAGUAUUUAAAAUGCUGUCAGUUUUAUUUUAUGCUUGUUUUUCUCUUGAACAGGUCAAAGCUGUUGUUACUGAACUCGAUAAACUCGUUUCUCGAAUUAAAAGCGACCAUAAAGUCCAACAAAUUAUUGAACAACCAUUAUCAAUUAAUAUUUUUACCUCAGGCAAAUCAACAGGCGAUGUAGAUGGUAAAUUUGUUUUCUCUCAAGUUCUUAUCGAUUGUCUUCUACGACUUAAAUCGAACCAAGACGAUACAAAUGAACUUAUUAAAUAUUGUAAAAAAGUAUAUGAAGGUAAUAAAGUCGAAUUGAGUAAUAUUCGUGAAUUUCAAAAAGAAUAUUCACUUGACAAAGCUGUAUGGUGGUACACACGAGAUACAUUCUUUUUCAAAACUCUUAAUGCUGUGCUACGUACAGAAAAUAUUCAUAUGAUAUUUUUAUUUCGUGCAUAUAUCGCCGAUAUUCAGCGUCAAUUGAAAACUCAUCAACUUAAGGAAUCUCUACGUGUUUAUCGCGGACAAUUAGUAUCAAAUGAUGAGUUGAAAACUUUACAAAAAUCUUGUGGACAGUUUAUUUCCGUAAAUUCAUUCUUUUCUACCAGCACAGAAGUUGAACAAGCUCGUUUUUUUCUCAACGCUGCUGAUAAACCCGAGAAUUUGGAACGAGCAUUGUUUGAAAUAGUUGCUGAUCCUAAAUCAACUACUACGAAACCAUUCGCUAACAUUAGUUCGUUAAGUGAAUUUGAAGAUGAAUCAGAAAUACUCUUCAUGAUAGGUUCGAUUUUUCGUUUGAACAGCGUCAAUCGCAGCAGUGAUGGUAAAAUAUGGAUUAUUCGAAUGAUAUUGUGCAGUGAGAAUGAUAGUGAUUUAAAAACUGUUCUCGUGCAUAUGAAAAAGCAACUUGGUAGUGGUGAAACAAAUCUUCGAACAUUAGGAAGAGUAUUAUGGAAAAUGGGAAAACUUGGUUUAGCUGAGUUCUAUUUGAAUCGUUUAUUGAAUGACCUUCCACCCAAACAUCCUUUACUUGGCGAUUUAUAUGAAGAUCUUGGAGAAAUCGCAGCACUCGCCGGUGACUAUGACAAAAGCGUUCAGUAUCAACAAAAAUCAUUGGAAUACAAAGGUCCAAGAGAAUUAAUUGAUAAAAUCCAUACGGAUGACGGUCGUAAGCAGGCUGAACAACCCAUUCCGUCUACUACCUUCACUGAAAAGACGAAACAGAUACAAAAUGGUGUGCGUAUUGCUGGAGGAUAUGGAUCGGGAAAUGAAUUAAAUCAGUUGAACAGUCCUCAUGGUAUGUAUAUUGAUGACGACGAUCAAAGUAUUUAUGUCGCUGACUGGGGAAAUCAUCGUAUUGUUAAAUGGAAAUAUAAUGCAAAGAAUGGUGAAGUUGUUGCGGGUGGAAAUGGAAACGGAAAUCGUAUGGAUCAGUUGAGUUUUCCAACAGAUGUGAUUGUUGACAAGAAGAAUGAUUCUCUUAUAAUUUGUGAUUGGGGAAACAGACGUGUGGUAAGAUGGCCUCGUCGAAAUGGUACAAAUGUACUAACUAUUGUCUCGAACAUUCGAUGUUCUCAUCUAGCAAUGGAUAAUGAUGGAUAUCUGUAUGUCUCUGAUAUUGAGAAGAAUGAAGUGAAACGAUGGAAAAAAGGGCAGAAAGAUGGAACAAUCAUAGCUGGUGGAAAUGGAAAAGGAUGUCAGCUCAAUCAAUUGAAUAAUCCUACUUAUAUCUUUGUUGAUCAAGAUUAUGCAAUCUAUAUAUCAGAUGAGAACAAUCAUCGUGUGAUGAAAUGGAUGAAAGAUAGCAAAGAAGGAAUUGUAGUCGCCGGUGGACAAGGUGAAGGAAACAGUCUCACGCAACUGUCUCGUCCUGCAGGGGUGAUCGUUGAUCAAUUGGGUCGUCUCUAUGUGAGUGAUUGUUGGAAUCAUCGAAUAAUGCGUUGUUCAAAAGAAUCUAAAGAUGGUUCUAUUGUUGUUGCUGGAAAUGGAAAAGGAGAACAACCAAAUGAACUUAAUAGUCCCAAAGGUUUAUCGAUCGAUCGGCAAGGUAACCUCUGUGUUCUUGAUCAAGGCAAUCAUCGAGUACAAACAUUCUAUGUUGAUUCAAACCGAAAUUGA